CUCUGCUCUGAUUGGUCAACAUUGAAACUUCCUCUACGCCCGGAAGUGAGUUAAAGAAGUCAAGAUGGGGACUCGUUUGAAGGUCCUAAGCGUUUUUAAAGCGCUGCACAGAACAAGGAUGGCUGUAUUCAAAGAUGACAACAAAGUACUGACAGCUGCAAGAUUAAAGAUCAACGAGGAAUUCCGGAAAAACAAAAAUGAAACGUCAGAAGAAAAUAUUAAGAAGAUGAUCAAAAUGGGCUCAGAUGUGGAAGUUGUUCUUCGAGAGACGGUGGUACAAAUGGAACAUAUUGGGGAUAAAACGCUCUUGCUUCGACCCAGAGAGAGUCUUCUACUAGAAAACGUACCCUAUUGUGACCAGCCCAGGAAAAAGUCAUGACAGACCAUAUGAUUACAUCUUUCUCAUCAAAAAAAGAGACUCAUUGUCAUCCAUUACCGUCCAUCUACAAUUUAAAGGAUUUAUCCAAAACAACAUUUCAAGUUGUGCAGAUCAUCCAUACAUGAAGAAAUGCCCGUUUUUGACUCACUGAAGAUCUCAGCUGUGAGUGGAGAGGAAAUCUGUGCUGUAAACUGGAUGACAUAAUUUCAUGUACAGUAUUUUAUCAAAUGUAAUUUAAAUGUUUUCAUUUGGAAGUCAUGUGCCUAAUUUUCAGUAGUUUAUGAUUCAACUGAACUAAGAGGAAAAAUGGUAAUUCACUGCUACUGAAAAACAAUAUUUCACUUUGUUCUGAUUAAAGAGGAAUAUUCCCAGGC
Molecule: messenger RNA, 753 nt
Organism: Xiphias gladius (swordfish)
Lineage: Eukaryota; Metazoa; Chordata; Actinopteri; Istiophoriformes; Xiphiidae
Gene: lyrm7
Product: LYR motif containing 7
Exons: 5
Coding region: 65-379 (104 amino acids)
Biological process (GO): mitochondrial respiratory chain complex III assembly
Source: RefSeq, a predicted model, not a curated record